This is a messenger RNA of Macrobrachium nipponense, 5109 nucleotides long. Its product is annotated as dachshund homolog 2-like. Lineage: Eukaryota; Metazoa; Arthropoda; Malacostraca; Decapoda; Palaemonidae. Gene Ontology annotation, cellular component: transcription regulator complex; nucleus. Gene Ontology annotation, molecular function: DNA-binding transcription factor activity, RNA polymerase II-specific; RNA polymerase II cis-regulatory region sequence-specific DNA binding. The record is from RefSeq and is a predicted model, not a curated record. Gene Ontology annotation, biological process: regulation of transcription by RNA polymerase II.
UCCAAUAGCAGUUGUAGAGUUGUAGUUUGUAUCUGAGGGCGUAUGAGUGUGUGUGUCUUGGUGGUGGGGUGCGGACGUGUAUUAUACGACUGAACAGAGACACUAUGAGUACAGAGGCCCUAAUGGAGCCCUCAGCUGCUGCCCAAGGCGGACCUCGACCUGUAGCCUCGACACCGCCACACAAAAGUCCCUCUCCUCCGUCAUCGACUUCCCUGGCGUCGCACCUACUGGCGGCUGUGUCGCAAGUCCAGAGCCUCACGUCGCAGUUGCCGCCGUCGGUACCCCUUCCCACGUCGUCGCCGUCGGGACUAGGACCCUACAGACAUGGCAUGCUCGGGGGCGGCAUCCCUCAUCAAUUUCACCUGGGCUCCGACCCUCCCAUGUCCUCGCUCUUGGCCGGACUGAAAGACUUCCCCAGACAGUACCAUUCUCCACCGCCAGUGCCCUCUUCGGAGAGCCACGAGUGCAAGAUCGUGGACUACCGGGGCGCGAAGGUGGCCGCCUUCAUCAUUAACGGAGACACGAUGCUCUGCCUGCCGCAGGCCUUCGAGAUAUUCUUGAAGCACCUGGUGGGGGGCCUGCACACCGUCUACACCAAGCUCAAGCGCUUGGGCAUCGAGCCGCUCGUGUGCAAUGUGGAUCAAGUUCGCAUCCUGAGAGGCCUAGGGGCCAUUCAGCCCGGCGUCAACAGGUGCAAACUGCUGUGCGUGAAACACUUCGACAUCCUGUACAAGGACUGCACGACUGCAAGGCUGGUGCCGUAUGCCACCUGGCGAGGCGGGCAGCGCGAGGAGCAAUCAGCAGUAGGGAGGUCGGUGAUGGCCGAUUCCCUCGCCUGCUCGAGACUAGCCGAUCUCCUCCCCACUCCUACUCCUCCUGCUAGUAGUCUACAGCUUGAAAAUGCUCUGCUGCCUGCUUCUGAAAACCCCUCCAGGCCUGGACGUCCGCCCAAGAGAGCUUCUGACUUCAUGACCAUGGCUCCGAGUCCAGACGCCCUCUUCGACCUCAAGAAGCGCCAUCUCGAGAACGGCGGUUUCCACAACGGGCAGUUGCCAGGUGAUCACCGCCUGGACAAAUCCCCAUUGCUGGCCAAUGGAUACCAUGCCCCACCUCACUUCAACCUCCAGUACAUGGCCCACCACAUGGGGCUGGGAUACCCACAUCUGAUGCCUGGAGGCCUUCCCGGCGGGCUUCCCGGUGGUCCUCCUGUAGGGCAUCACCCUCUUUCACCGACCGACCCCUCGCCCCUGAAACAUCCACACAUUACUCCUGAAGCGUUGGCCAGAAUGCACGAGGAGCGAGUGGAGCGGGAGCGCCAGUUGGCCCUUGAGCAGAGACACGGCCUCACCCCGACCAGCAUCGCCGGACCCCAUCCCAUGCCGCCCACGUCCACGCACGACGACCAUCAGCCGCCCACCUCACCCGUCCUGAACCUCUCCAAGGGCGCCGCAUCCGACGACGCGCACGAAGACAGAGACGACGACCGAGAGCACGACCUUGCAAGCCACGACUCGGCUCGGGAGGACCUGCACGACGACGACCGCAGGACAAACCAACACGACGACGUCGAUCGACUCUCAGAUAUGGAUGACGACGAGGACAAGGAUGAAUCAAUGGACAUCGCUGAUGCCUGGACGAGAGCUUCCAGUAAUUUGGGUCAAACGCAGCUCAGUUCGCCGCCUGGGGCAGGGGGGCCCGGGGGUGCGAUGAGCAUGGGAGGAAGCGCCCCGCUGUCAUCCACGGAAGUUCUUCUACGCAAUAUCUUGGGUCUCCUUCGGGUUGCAGAGGAAAACGCACGGCAUCACGAGAGACAGACGCAGUAUGAGAAAGCGGAGCUGAAGAUGGAAGUGCUUAGAGAACGGGAACUGAGGGAGACCCUUGAAAAGCAGUUGCAGGAGGAGCAGAAGAACAGGAUAUUGAUGCAGAAGAGAUGCGCCAAGCUGAAGAAGCUUCGUCGGCGCCUUCAGGAGCGCCUCGAUGUCGAAGUCAAGCGCAGAAGUCGGUACGAGGACCACCUCCGCUCCAACUCUCCAGAUGCGCUUGGAGACAUAAACGGUAGGUACACCAUACGUAAGGAGAUGGAAGCCAUCGCAGCAGAGCUGAAGAAUGAGACUUUCCAGAAGGUUCAGCAACAGGCCGAGGAGAGGGACUCUGUAGACCGUCUUUUGGCUUCACCUGCUUUGGCCAACCAUCCUGCCAUCACAGCGGCCACAGCCAAAACGACUGCUGCCUGGCGGUAGAUGGUUGCCCAAGGGUGGUAGCGACUCUCGUUCGAUUUCUUUUUGGGAUUUCUUUAUCCUUGAGGGAAAUAUCCACUGGGUUUCUCGUCUCCUCCGCCUUGUCUGUCCGCGGAAGCAUUUUUACCCGGCAAACACUUUGUAAGGAGAAGCGUUGGAGGAAAAGAUGAGUUGCGGUGGAAAACUGUUUCAACUUUUGGGACAGUUCAUAGUUUCAUUCAGCUUUCCAUAAUUCUUGACCCUCGCAGAAGGACAAGAAGAAGAAGAAGCGUAGCUAGACCUCUUGGCGCGAAUCUACGUUCUGGAAACCUCGAAACCAAUUUUCCCGUUGUGUGAAGUGCUUUUUAGAGUAACGCAACGGUUUCAUAUGAUUUGAUAGCGUCACUGUCUACAAGCGUACUCUUCAGAAUCAUGAGUAGGUAAGAGAGCUAAGGCCUUGGUAUGGAGUCUGCUUUAUAAUGUGUGUGGGACUGAUGUUGCUGAACUACAAGUAUACACUUGAUUUUUGCCGAUGGCUUAGAAAAGGACUCUUUACCCGUGGUGUUAUGUGGCAUUUAAUACUUAACUGUGUACAUACGUAGAGAGAUAGGGAAAAAUGGUUAUACCUGUAUCCAUAAGUUAAGUAUUCAUAUAGUUUCAAAGAGACCGUGAAAAGGAGACUGCAAAGCGUGUGAUGAACGAUGAAAAUACGAAACCAGAGUCAGCGGCGGUGCGCCAGACGCCGCCAUCUCCGGUCUGAAAAAGAUAGUGACGUCAUCAUUACCAGUGUCUACCUCACCAGUGCAAAAAUAAGGAAGAAAUUGAUGCACAAGAUAUCAUCCAUGAUAAACCACAUUCUUUCCUUUUUAUGUAGAAUAAGUGGGCACAGUUUUUGUCCUGCCUGAAACUGGGUAUACGUAUUAUGUGGGCAGGGAUACAUUUAUGGACAGCAGAUAAAAUACACGCUGUAAGGCUGUAAGUAAGUCCAUAAACGGACCUCUCGCAAGUCAGUCAGUGCUUGGAGGGUACUGCCGAGAGAGAGAAGCUGAGGUCAUGCAAGGUCACUGAGAAGGUAUAUUUAACAAUGCCCGAAGCCUAAUUUAACCCUCAUCAACACGUACAAUGCUGUCCCAUUCUUCCCCCUCAAGCAGUCCAGGGCAAUUUGAAAAUAAUGUUUAGUAAUUCUCCAUUACUAUUUAACUUGUAUUUAUUGUCUUUUAUUUUAUUUUUUUUAAAAACUUGCUGGGGUCAGUCGUGUCGAGGUAGUUACAUACAAUGUGAGAAGGUUGGACACCUCUCCUUGGUUCCUUCAUUUUUUUUUAUAUUCAUACACGUGCAGUGUAUACAUACAUACAUACACACACAUAUAUAUGUGUGUAUGUAUGUAUAUAUGUAUGUAUUUUAUAUUUAUAUUGACUACUGGCCGUAUUGAGAAAGUAGUGGUGAUAUUAUUUGCAAUAUUCAUAGGAAAUAUUUCGACAGAUUAAUUUUAUAUUAUUACAUUUUUAUGGAUUGUGCUUCAUAAUGUCAAUUUUAACUGUAACAUAUCAAGAAGAGCGAAACUAAUUACCAAAAAGCUGCACAAAAGGAAAGAGAGAGAGGGAGCGUGAUGCGUAAUUCCAUUAAUUCUGGAGAAAAUAAAAGAUUGAUAAUGUCAAACUCUGCGUCAUGUGACAGACACAAUGGCGCUUUGCCGUUUUGACCUGUAAAUCGAGCCAAAAGGUGAACAGUAAUUAUUUUCUGACGUUGUAAAUCCGCUUAUGUCUCGGCAUAAACAGGUUGUACGACUUGCUACCAUUGUAGUAUGAUAGAGUAUAGUCGGUAAUAACUUGGCAUUUGUAAGAUUUUGUACAUAGAGAAAAAAUACAACCAUAUACUUUUAAGGGCAUUAAUCCAUUUAAUAGUCAUAGGAUGAGUAAGUCAUCUCUAGCGCGUAGUGAAAUAGAUUUACUUAUACGUUUGGCAUGACCCAUCUACUGUAAAUCAUUUGUCUGAUUCUCAUUGCAAUUAUCGCUAUUAUGAUUUCCAGUUUUCAUAGUGCCAAUGAACCAACAUAUGCUUUGUUAGUUACAUAUUUUAGAGUAAGAGCCGUUGGCAUGUUCUUCCUGUCAAGAGAAAGAAUGGAUUUUUUUCUCUGUCUCUUUUAUUUAUGAGUUUCUUUUAUAUUACCACUUUCUUUGUAAACUGUUGCUUCAUUGCUAUGAGGGACCAUUUAAUAUUAUUAUUAUUAUUAUUUUUUUAUUUUUUUUAUUUUUUUUUUAUUAUUGCCGAUAUUUUGAAUAUAAUUAGCAUUUUUGAUCGAAGUCUACCACGUAUUAAUCAGUUUUAGUUUUUUUCCUGCCCUCCCUUCGACUAUUCAUUGAUCGAUUGAUUAGUUAACGUAAGUUGGCCCUGGAAUGACUAGAGUCAUCGACGCUGGUCUUCGUAACACAUGAACAAUAGGCUGUUUAUUGUUAUCUUAUGCAUUUGUAGGUAUUUAGGUUCAUAUCGAGAGAGUAAAUUUAUUUUGCCAGUUUUUCUACCGGUGUACCAAUGAGUAGCUGAAAUAAAAUAUUUAAGCUAAUAUAAUGAAUGGAUAGAAUACGUUGGAGUAGUUCAAACACCCCCCCCCCUCCCCCCGUCCCUUCCCUUCCCGUUCCCCUGUCGGCCCCAUUGAUUCUUUGGAUUUUUUCCCGGAACUAGGAGAACUUGACUUCAUUCAAGGUUGUCCAGCUAGCUAAAUUUUUAAGUUCUUUUAUUUUUCCAUCGGGUUUUUUGUUUUAUUUUUUUCUCACCUUCCACCUUUUUAACCAUGCCUUGUAUGUAUGUAACUAAAGUAACGUUGUUGUAUCCUAUAAUGAACCUGAGUGUUUCUCUCAUUUUUAUGUUGUUUCACUAAAUAAAGCAAUAAAUU